Molecule: messenger RNA, 1638 nt
Organism: Drosophila obscura
Lineage: Eukaryota; Metazoa; Arthropoda; Insecta; Diptera; Drosophilidae
Product: damage-control phosphatase ARMT1
Biological process (GO): DNA damage response
Cellular component (GO): cytoplasm; nucleus
Molecular function (GO): phosphatase activity
Source: RefSeq, a predicted model, not a curated record
UUGCAUUUAUUUUUCAAUCAAAACCAAGAAAAAAUUCUUGAAAAACUAAAUUCACAGUGUGAGCAAAUCCCCGGAUUGCCAAGGCGACAGCUUUCAAUGUCCCAAAAUGACGUUGAGGAUUUCGUUGGGCAACACUUCGACGCUGUCGGGAAAGACAACCGAGUCGGAGUUUCAGGAGGGGCCGACGCCCCGGCACUCGCUGCUGUCGGGUCGCUUCAAGCAGAGCUUCGCCUAUCUGUCGCUGCGGACGCGGAUGCCCGGGAUCAUGCAGCAGAUCAUCGUGAGGCUGCUGGAGGGCAGACCGGAGCUGGAGACGAAGUUUGGCGUGGAGAUACACAAGGAGAUUCAACAUGUUAUCGACGCCAUUGAACGGCUGAAGAUGGAGCUGAAUCGCGAUCGCCAGUUCCUCAUGUUCCACGGCAACGAGCCGGACAAGGCCGCAUGGAAUGCCUUCAUCACGGAGCUGCCCCGGCACAAGCGGACGUUCUUUCGAGCCUGCUGGCUGCACUCCGAGUGCUACCUGUACCGGCGCAUCUACUCCUUCGUCGAGAACACCAAGCACCUGGCCGGCUUCGACUACUUUGCGCAUCUGAAGCAGGACGAUCUGAAGAUCAGCAAGCGGGCCAUGCAAGCUCUGACCACGGCCACCAGGAACCUGCCCAAGGACUACGAGUCCUUCAGCAAGCUGAUGCGCAUCAACCUGUGGAGCAACCACUACGAGAUCCAGCUGAACGCCUACGUGUUUCAAGAGGACGAGGAAUACUCCGACCUAGACGUGCUCACCAGGGUGGCGGACCUCGACAGGAACCUGCUGGUGGACGACUCCAUACUCGUGUGGAACUGCCUGAUGAAGGCCAAAGGCAGUCCUGAGAUCGUCGUGGACUUCGUCUGCGACAACGGGGGAUUCGAGCUGUUCACGGACAUGCUGCUCAUCGAGUACCUGGUGGCGAACGGACUGGCCACCCUGGUGCGACUGCACGUCAAGGCCAUACCCUGGUACAUUUCGGACGUGAACAGCUCGGAUAUUGAGUGGACUAUCCACUACCUGAUCGGCCAUUCCGACGAGCUGCUGUCCGCGCUGGGCCGCAAGUGGGCGCGCCUCUUCAACGAUGGCAAGAUCAUUAUAGCCCCCAAGUCGCACUUCUGGACAGGACCGCAGCCCUACUUUGUGAUGGUGGAUUCCGAUCAGGACCUGUACAAGCUGUUGUCCGGAGGCAGCCUGGCCAUCUUCAAGGGGGACCUCAACUACCGCAAGCUCAUGGGCGACUAUAUCUGGGACUCCACCGAGGACUUCAUCACGUGUCUGCGAGGCUUUCGGCCCUGCAACAUAUGCGCCAUGCGGACAGUCAAGUGCGAGGUUAUCUGCGGCCUGCCGGAGGGCAAGUCGGACGCCCUGCUGAGAAGCGAUCCGCAGUGGAUGAUAUCCGGAAACUACGGUGUGAUCCAGUACACGGACAGCCUCAAGUGCCCCUGCUACCAGGUGGGCAGACUUUCUGGCAUAUCCCAUUCCAGCCAUCGCAACUUCAGGGUGGAUAACAAGGAGCAGCGCGAGAAGCCUGACCAACGCCAGAGUAGCCACAGUCAGAAGACCUAGGACCUGCCUCCAUGGGAGUGACACUUACAGAUGUCUGGCCAUGG